Molecule: messenger RNA, 1641 nt
Organism: Acanthocheilonema viteae
Lineage: Eukaryota; Metazoa; Nematoda; Chromadorea; Rhabditida; Onchocercidae
Source: the annotation of a GenBank genome assembly
AUGGCUUUGACAUGGCAUCCAUUCGUUAUGAUCGAAGUGGUUAUUGUACCGAUCAGUGCAGGCUUGCUUUUCAUUGUUUUUCAGAGAUUGGGCUUCUGCAUUUUUGAUGAAUAUCUAAUAGAGUUAGUUGAAACUAUACCAUCGGUUUUGGAUUUUCACAAUAGUAGCCUUACGAGUUCGUCAUUCUACGAGGUCUGGAAACAAUUAUUGGAUAAUGCCGAAGUUUCUAUUGAUGUUGCGUCUUUCUACUGGAAUCUUCGAGAUCCUGUAGCACAUUCAUCCUUUUGGCAGGGAAAUGAUACAUUCGAAAGAUUUGUCAAAGCUGCUAAGCGUGGUGUUCGGGUUAGUUAUGCAACUGUACGAAAUUUGGAUAUGGCGAAACUGAUGAAUGGUAAUGGGGUUCUUCAUGCCAAAUUCUGGAUUGUCGAUUCUCGGCAUGUUUACAUUGGAUCAGCUAAUAUGGAUUGGAAAUCUCUUACAGAGGUCAAAGAACUAGGCGUUGUGAUUUGGAAUUGCACGUGUAUAGCAAAUGACUUGUAUAAAAUUUUCACUGUUUAUUGGCGUCUUGGAGUGAAAGGAGCAAAAAUUCCAUAUAAAUGGCCAUUGAAUUUAAGAACUUAUUUCAAUUUCUCGCAUCCACUUAAACUUCUCAGUGCCAAAGACGCCGGUACAUUCAUAUCGAGUUCUCCUCGUCAAUUCAACGCGAAAGGACGUGAAGAAGAUAGUGAUGCUAUCGUUGCAGUGAUGGAUGAUGCACAAGAAUUUGUCCACAUAUCGGUGAUGGAUUACAUGCCUGCAACCAUUUAUGGGACUUCUAAUAUAUAUUGGCCAAAAUUAGAUGAUGCAAUACGUGCAACAGUUUAUCGUGGAGUAAAUGUUCGAUUACUGGUGAGUUAUUGGAAAUAUUCUCGACGUGAAAUGAUUCAUUUCUUGAAAUCAUUGUUUGAAAUUAAUGAUGGUGUGCCAAGAAGAGCAAACCAUUCUGGAAAAAUCGAAGUGAAGUUAUUUAUAAUUCCAAUGGAUCCGUCCCACGAAGAAAUCCCGCACACUCUUGUAAAUCAUAAUAAAUAUAUGGUUACGGAGAAAAUCGCUUAUUUUGGCACGUCGAAUUGGGCUGGUGAUUACUUUAUCAGUACUGCUGGUGUUGGAAUUUCCUUCACCUCGUCAACACUCGUUAAAUCCUUAAAUGCUAUUUUCAUGAGGGAUUGGACAUCUAAAUAUGCUAAAACUAUCAGGGAAUUCUUAUCAGAUGAACUUUCUGUGCCUAAAGGCAGAACUGAAGUAAAACGAGUUCUUAACAAAUGUAUGGCUUGCAGACGGUGGACAACCAAACCGUUCAAGCUACCACUCAUGCCUAAUCUACCAGAAAUUUGGGUUAAACGUUCCGGAACCAUUGCACAUAGAAAGAAAAGAAAACGUGCAUCUCCGAAAUGUGUAAAAACCAGAACACCACACGAAGGGGAGAUGGUGCUAGUCAAUGAACUAGAAACCCCUCGCGAAAUUGAGAGCGAUACAGAUACACAAGAAUCAGAAUCAUCCGACGAGCCAACGCGAGAAAUGGAUAAAGAACCUAUCGCUCAACGGACAAGGAGUGCUAUAAAACGCCAAACACAAGUGGAAACUACAAAAAUUCCAUUAUGA